AAUGAAAGCCAAAAUUUAUAAAGGAAAGAAGGAGAUGAGUUCCUUAUGCCCAACGCAUCUUUUCCCAUUUGCUUCUGCUUCGGACCUUUUUGCUUCGGUUUAGACUUUUUUCAGAUAAGAAUCACUUCUCUCUCCCCCAAAUUUCUUUCAAGAACCCCUCUUCCUCUUCUUCUUCUUCUUCUUCUUCUUCUUCCUGCUCCUUCAAUCUGGCUAUUCAACACCACCAUUCAAGUCUCCCUCAAAUCAAUCCAACUCUCAUGGGUCUCGCCGGAAGUCCUGUAGAUGAAGAUAACAGAUGGCCUCCAUGGCUUAAACCUUUACUCCGUGAAAGCUUCUUUGUUCAAUGCAAGUUUCAUGCUGAUUCUCAUAAAAGCGAAUGUAAUAUGUAUUGUUUGGAUUGCAUGAAUGGCGCUCUCUGUUCUCUCUGUCUCGCUUUUCACAAAGACCAUCGUGCUAUUCAGAUUAGAAGAUCUUCAUAUCAUGAUGUGAUAAGGGUAUCUGAGAUUCAGAAAGUUCUGGACAUAACCGGAGUUCAAACCUACAUUAUCAACAGCGCGAGAGUUGUUUUCUUGAAUGAGCGGCCACAGCCUAGGCCUGGGAAAGGGGUAACGAACACGUGUGAAGUAUGUGAACGGAGUCUUCUCGAUUCGUUUCGAUUCUGUUCUCUUGGAUGUAAGAUUGUUGGAACAUCAAAGAACUAUGAGAAGAAACGAAGAGUGAUGGGAUCGGAUUCAGAGGAUUCAUCGUACAGUAGUAAUAGCAGUCAAGGAAGAAUAAUGAAGAACAGCAAUAAGAACAGAGUCGUGCAGAGUUUUACACCGUCGACGCCACCGCCAACGCUGGUUAGUUACAGAACAGCUAAACGAAGGAAGGGAAUUCCUCACAGAGCUCCAAUGGGAGGCCUUAUUAUCGAAUAUUGAAAAAGAAAAAAAAGGAAAAAAAAUCUUUCUUUUUCUUUUUUUACUUGAUAAAAAUUACCCUUUUCUCUCUAAUUUGAAUACAGAGAUAUGAUGAUAAAUGUAGUUUUCAAACGAGAGCUCCCAUGGCGUUAGGAGGGGCUUUCAUUAUUGUCUUGUUAAAGUUCAAUGUGAAUAUUGGGUUGGAAAAUAGAAAUGGAGGAGGAGGAGGAGGAGGAGGAGGAGGAGGAAUGGGGGUGAAUGUGGAAAUAGUGGAAAGAUGGUGGACUUGGGAGAAAAUUUAAAAAAAGAAGAAGAAGAAGAAGAAGAAGGAUUUGACUAGUGUUCUAUAGAUGAUAAUUAUAUGAAAUAGGACGCUUUAUACGUGAGUUUUGGGUUUAUAGAUGUGGAUAUUGUUUGUUCUUUCUUUUUUUCUCUUUUUUUUUCUUAUAUAUAUAUGAAUAUAGUUCUCCCU
Molecule: messenger RNA, 1371 nt
Organism: Cucumis sativus (cucumber)
Lineage: Eukaryota; Viridiplantae; Streptophyta; Magnoliopsida; Cucurbitales; Cucurbitaceae
Exons: 4
Coding region: 258-920 (220 amino acids)
Source: RefSeq, a predicted model, not a curated record